Molecule: messenger RNA, 2664 nt
Organism: Equus quagga
Lineage: Eukaryota; Metazoa; Chordata; Mammalia; Perissodactyla; Equidae
Gene: MMP17
Product: matrix metallopeptidase 17
Exons: 10
Coding region: 97-1878 (593 amino acids)
Biological process (GO): collagen catabolic process; proteolysis; extracellular matrix organization
Cellular component (GO): extracellular matrix
Molecular function (GO): zinc ion binding; metalloendopeptidase activity
Source: RefSeq, a predicted model, not a curated record
GGCGCGGGGCUCGGGGCGCGGGGGAGUGGGGUGCGGCGGCUCAGGAGCGCGGGGCGCGGGGACCUCCACGGCCGCGCCGACCGGCCUGAGAGCGCAAUGGGGCCCGGCCCGCCGGCCUCCCGGCCCCGGCUCCCGCCGCUGCCGCUGCUGCUGCUCGCGCUGGCGGCCCGCGGGGGCUGUGCUGCGCCCGCGCCCCGCGCCGAGGACCUUAGCCUGGGAGUGGAGUGGCUGAGCAGGUUCGGCUAUCUGCCCCUGGCAGACCCCACAACGGGGCAGCUGCAGACGCAGGAGGAGCUGUCCAAGGCCAUCGCCGCCAUGCAGCGGUUCGGAGGCCUGGAGGCCACCGGCAUCCUGGAUGAGGCCACCCUGGCGCUGAUGAAAACCCCUCGCUGUUCCCUCCCGGACCUCCCGGCUGUGAUCCUGUCUCGAAGGAGGCGCCAGGCUCCAGCCCCGACCAGGUGGAGCAAGAGGAACCUGUCGUGGAGAGUCCGCACGUUCCCCCGGGACUCGCCCCUGGGCCGCGACACGGUGCGCGCGCUCAUGCACUACGCCCUCAAAGUCUGGAGCGACAUCACGCCUCUGAACUUCCAUGAGGUGGCCGGCAGCGCUGCCGACAUCCAGAUCGACUUCUCCAAGGCUGACCACAAUGACCGCUAUCCCUUCGACGGCCCCGGCGGCACCGUGGCCCACGCCUUCUUCCCGGGCGACCAUCACACUGCGGGGGACACCCACUUCGACGACGACGAGGCGUGGACCUUUCGCUCCGCAGAUGCCCACGGCAUGGACCUGUUCACGGUGGCUGUCCACGAGUUUGGCCACGCCAUCGGGCUGAGCCAUGUGGCGGCCACGCGCUCCAUCAUGCAGCCCUACUACCAGGGCCCGGUGGGCGACCCGCUGCGCUACGGGCUCCCCUACGAGGACAGGGUGCGCGUCUGGCAGCUGUAUGGCGUUCGGGAGUCCGUGUCCCCCACAGCACAGCCCGAUACCCCCGAGCCUGAGGAGCCUCCCGCCCUGCCGGAGCCCCCCGACAAUCGGUCCAGCACCCCGCCCAGGAAGGACGUACCUCACAGGUGCAGCACUCACUUCGACGCGGUGGCCCAGAUCCGCGGCGAGGCCUUCUUCUUCAAAGGCAAGUACUUCUGGCGACUGACCCGGGAUCGGCACCUGGUGUCGCUACAGCCGGCGCAGGUGCACCGCUUCUGGCGGGGCCUGCCACUGCACCUGGACAGCGUGGAUGCCGUCUACGAGCGCACCAGUGACCACAAGAUUGUCUUCUUCAAAGGAGACAGAUACUGGGUGUUCAAGGACAAUACCGUAGAGGAAGGGUACCCGCGGCCCAUCUCUGACUUCGGCCUCCCGCCGGGCGGCGUCGAUGCCGCCUUCUCCUGGGCCCACAAUGACAAGACUUAUUUCUUUAAGGACCAGCUAUACUGGCGCUACGAUGAGCACACGCGGCGCGUGGACCCCGGCCACCCCGCCCGGAGCCCCCCGUGGAGGGGCAUCCCCAGCACGCUCGACGAUGCCAUGCGCUGGUCAGAUGGUGCCGCGUACUUCUUCCGCGGCCAGGAGUACUGGAAGGUGCUGGACAGCGAGCUGGAGGUGGCGCCCGGGUACCCGCAGCCCACCGCCCGGGACUGGCUGGUCUGUAGGGAGCCGCAGGCCAACUCCGCAGGCUCGGGUGCAGGUGUAGACGGGGAGGCGGGGGCCCAUGCGCGUCCGGGACAGCACGACCGGAGCCGCUCAGAGGACGGCUACGAAGUCUGCUCCUGCACUUCCCUGGCCUCCCCGGCCCCGGGGGCCUCGGGGCUGCUGCUGGCCACCGCGCUGCUGCUGCCGCCCGGCAUCCUGUGGACCCUGGCCCAGGCCCUGGCACUCUGACAGCUGGCACAGCCCACGAGGGGACAGACCCCGUGAGGGGGCAGACGGGUCGGGCUGCCCAGGGCCACAAAACCAGGGACUAGUGUCCCUGCCCUUCAGUGCCCAAGACAAGAGGUCCUGGAGAGACUGAUGCCACGUGGGGACUUACCGUUGCCAGCCCCUGAGCAAAGCCUGCCCGUCCUGGCGUCCGGGAUGGGGACAAGACCAGCAGAGGGCGCUGCUCCUCGAGCCUGCCUGCGCCGCGGCCGUGGACAGACAGGAGGCGGCGACCUGCUGCCCUUCUCCUCCUCUGCCCGCCCUGCCCUGCCCACUGGCUGUGAGCUGGGUGGCUCCCUCCUGGCCAGGGUGGGCUGAGGAGCCGUCCUGUCGGCAAGCGAGUGACUGGACCCCGCACAGCUCUGCCGAGGGGCCUUCACCCGAGCCCCCUGCCCCUGCCUCGGGCUAAUGGCCACUCUCCUGGCCGGGGCCACCGACCCCACCACUCGACCAUGCCGCUGUCCCCAGUCCCGUGGGUGCUGGUUGCCUUGUGCAGGGCAGCCCCCAACACACAGACGAGCCCCCUGAGCUGGGCCCCGGCCUGUCCCCACUUGUGACGCGUUCAGACAAACAUGACCUCUCCCCACUUCCUGUUGGCUCAGGCUCCGCUCGCUGAUGCGCCCCAGGCGGGGCUGUGGGUGGGCGUCCUCUGGGGCUGACCCCAGACCCGCCUGCACUCCGGCGGUGGGGGCAGCCGGGAAGGCCUGCCGGUGUCACUUCCUGCCCUGCGUUUGUCGACGCCAUCCUGUC